This is a messenger RNA of Exophiala viscosa, 1259 nucleotides long. Its product is annotated as protein kinase. The record is from RefSeq and is a predicted model, not a curated record. NCBI's taxonomy places the organism in Eukaryota, Fungi, Ascomycota, Eurotiomycetes, Chaetothyriales, Herpotrichiellaceae. Gene Ontology annotation, molecular function: ATP binding; protein serine/threonine kinase activity. The transcript is spliced from 5 exons. Bases 1 to 1140 code for a protein of 379 amino acids. Gene Ontology annotation, biological process: peptidyl-serine phosphorylation; spliceosomal complex assembly; regulation of mRNA processing.
AUGCCGAAAACUACUACCCUGUGCGCCUCGGUGACAUCUUCCAGGCUCGAUAUCAGAAUUGUUAAGAUCGGCUUCAGCAUCACUUCCACAGUCUGGCUCUGCCGGGAUCUCAAGGAGAAUAUCCUUUUGACCCUCAAAGUCUGCACCACUGGAAAAGAGGGCGAUAAUGAGCUCACCAUCUCCCGCCAUCUCGAAUCACAAGAUGCAUAUGUCGAAAUGAUGAGUUCAGAGCACCCUGGCAAAGAUAAAAUCCGCGUGGUUCUCGACGACUUCGAGAUCGAAGGACCUCAUGGAUCCCAUAGAUGCCUGCUGUUCACCCCCCUGGGGCAGACCUAUGCCGGUUUUCGAUAUUAUGAGUGCCCAGAGAAGACUCUCGACAUGAAGGCCGUACAAUUGAGCAUGCUGAAAAUUUUGCAGGGCCUGGCUUUCAUGCACCAGUCAGGUGUGAUCUCGCGCCGGAUAACAUUCGUUUUGGGGCCAGCAGUGCAAGUCUUGAUUCAGGUAUGGGCGUGCUGUGAGCUUUCGGAACAAACAUACCCCACUCCGCGAAAGAUUCUCUCGGAUCGAGUAAUUCACAAAACCUGGGACUUGAGUACGCCUGUCACUUGUUGGGACCCGGUGAUUUGCGACAUCGGUCUUGCUCGCUUAGGAAGGCCGGGGCAAAAAUACUCGUACUGCUAUGGCGAUAUCACGUCCGGGGAUUACAGGGCACCUGAGGUCAUUCUUGACAUGGAAUGGGACCAUAGGAUAGACAUAUGGUCUAUAGGGGUGAUGAUUUGGGAGUUGUUCGAAGGGAACACGAACAGUCUCUUUUGUGGAGUGAAGGACGAUAUUCUUGAUGAUGAGCUACAUCUUGCAGAGAUGGUGUCGGUCAUGGGACCCCCACCAAGGAAGUUCCUGGAACGGAGUGAGAAGUGCCGAAAGUACUGGGACUGCGAAGGCAACUGGAUCGCCACAACACCGGUUCCCAACCAGACACUCGAGACACGCGAGACACGCGAGACACGUUUAGAGGGGGAAGAUAAGGCGCAGUUUCUCAACCUUGCACGCAAGAUUCUACGCUGGCUCCCUGAAGAGAGGUCGUCCCUGGGGGAGCUUUACAUGGACGAGUGGCUCAACCAAUCUAAGUUGUCUACAUGAGCACCUAAUAUUUCACCGCGCAUCGGCAUGGCUCACCACAUCUUCCUGGCUGUUGUUGCUGAGCAGCAUUCGAUAGUUAAGCUUACUCCACUCACAUCAUCAAUCAAGUUCAGACCUGC